Paramuricea clavata is the source of this 1095-nucleotide messenger RNA. The record is from the annotation of a GenBank genome assembly. Lineage: Eukaryota; Metazoa; Cnidaria; Anthozoa; Malacalcyonacea; Plexauridae.
AUGCUUGAUCCAAAUAUUAUGUGGGAACAUUGGAAAACAAUAUUUCUGUCGGUUGCAGAUUUUCAUGCACCAGAAAGAACAAAAAAAGUUAGAAGCGAGUACGCGCCAUGGAUUACAGAAAAUAUUAAACAAACUAUGCGUCGAAGAGACUUUUUAAAGAAAAAAGCAGUUAAAACAGGAUCAAAACAUUUCCAUGAUGCUUAUAAACGCACACGAAAUGAUUUGAAUAGAUUAAUUAAGAAUACAAAAGCAAUUUACUUUACAAAUACUUUAAAUGACUCUGAUAACAACCCAAAGAAAAUGUGGAAAACAAUUAAUAAACUUACAAACAAACAGUCAAAAACAACUGUUAUAUCUGAAAUCCGAAACGAUAAUCAAAAUUUGACUAAAAAACACGAAAUUGCAGAUGCUUUAAAUUCACAUUUCAACGAAGUUUCAUCUCGUUUGGCUAACAACAUGCCACAGAGCUCAAGGACAUUUGAGUCAUACGUGACUAGGUCCGAUACACAAUUUACGAUACAAAAUGUUUCAUUAACUAAGGUAUAUAAGUUGCUCUCUACAAUUAAAACAUCCAAAUCAGCAGGGCAUGAUAGAAUACCCGGUAAACUUCUAAGAGAAGCUGCUGAAGUAAAAGCACCAUCCCUGUCAGCAAUCUUUAACGCAUCUAUAAACACUGGUAUAUUUCCUGAAGACUUCAAGAUUGCUAUCAUUUCUCCAAUUCAUAAGGCUGGAAGCAAAACUAAUUGCGAUAAUGAUAGACCAAUCUCGGUUCUAUCCUCAGUUGCUAAAAUAUAUGAGAAAUUAGUUACAGAGCAACUAGAAAUUUAUCUUGAAACUAAUCACAUUCUUGCAGAACAACAAGCAGGAUUUAGGAAAAAUCACUCUACACAAACUUCUCUACUUAACAUCACGAACCAAUGGCUAAUGAAUAUGGAUAAGGGUUUGUUAAAUGGAGUGAUUUUUUUGGAUCUCAAGAAAGCGUUUGACUGCGUUGAUCAUAAUAUAUUGUUAAAAAAAAUGCAUUGUUAUGGAAUAAGAGGUCAUACGCUUGCUUGGUUCCAGUCCUAUCUUUCUAGCAGGAUUCAAAUAUGUAAG